This is a messenger RNA of Saprolegnia diclina VS20, 643 nucleotides long. RefSeq lists its product as hypothetical. The record is from RefSeq and is a predicted model, not a curated record. NCBI's taxonomy places the organism in Eukaryota, Oomycota, Saprolegniomycetes, Saprolegniales, Saprolegniaceae. The coding region runs from base 41 to 568 and encodes 175 amino acids. The transcript has a single exon.
CGGGACAUGAGUUUGACGUCAUUUCCCAAGACACCGCGCCAUGCUUCGAAGGUUCUCCAAGUCCAACGCGAGCGCGACGAGCCGAACGAGCAACAGCGACCGCUGGAACACCGACGCGGACGACGAUGAGCGCAUUAGCACCGACUUUGUGCCCCUGACCGACGACGACGAAGCUACAGCGAUCGGCGACAUCCCAGUCAUGCAGCGUCAGGUGUCCUCCAUGCCGAUGCUCGAGCGGGACGACUCGUCGAUUCCGUAUUUCAACCGCCAGGCCUCAUCGUCGGUGGUCGCCCACGAAAUGACUGAGCCCGGCCAAAUGUACCGGCACUCGGAGCCCGCCUUUUCAUCGACGACCUCCAUCCCCCAGUGGAGCAAUUCAACUCGACCCAGAGUCGUGACGACCGGACCAGACCUCCUCGCUCUCAGUGCAGCCUUUGGCGAGCGCUCAACUGCACCAACUAAAGCGUCCGAGGCCAUGCUGAGCUUGCACGAAGCGUCCGCCAAUGCCACCAGUCGACCAGGCGACCUUGUCAUUCCGUACAAACCACUGCGCAAGCGCGUAGCCUAAUUCGUUUGACAUGCAUAUAACUUAAUAACUUUGCAAGAAGUGAGUCGUCGCGGCCCAAGUUCUCGUAGUACCGCG